CGGCGUCCGGGCAGGGCGUCGCUGGUCACCAGCUUCACCCCGUGCCUCGACUUCAUCACGAACGGCACCGCUUCCCUGACGGCCGACUGCUGCCGGUCCCUGGGGGCGCUGGUGAAAGCGAGCACCGGCUGCGCGUGCCUCAUCCUCACCGGGAACGUGCCGCUCGGCGUGCCCAUCAACCGGACGCUCGCCGUCACGCUGCCCAAGGCGUGCAACUCCAUGUCCGUCCCGCUGCAGUGCCGAGCGCCGGCAACGCCAGGGCCUGAAGCGCCGGCACCGCCAGCGGAGCCCACCGCGACGCCGCCGGUCAGCCAGGGGCAGACGAGGCCGAUGGUGGUGCCCAGCUCCGCCAGGACAGCGAGCUCUCACGUGCCCGCGACGGCCGCGUUCCUCCUGCUGCUGCUCGCGGCUGGGGCCGCGGUGGUGUGAUCGGCUGGUCGUUGCACUAGUCAGCUGAGCAACGCGACGAGUGGUGUGUUUUGUGCUUGUUUACAAGCAGAGUGAUUUGGGGCUCUGAAUUGGUAUUCUUUCAGUUAUAGUUUUAUACGUAGUGAAUAUGUUUCAUUGAAUUCAAUAGCGACUGUGGUCUUG
Messenger RNA from Phragmites australis (common reed), 591 nucleotides. RefSeq names its product non-specific lipid transfer protein GPI-anchored 20-like. The record is from RefSeq and is a predicted model, not a curated record. The annotation marks the transcript as partial. The transcript has 2 exons. Lineage: Eukaryota; Viridiplantae; Streptophyta; Magnoliopsida; Poales; Poaceae.